AACCGGUUUGGUCCUCCCCCGUCAGUCAGUCAGACCGAGUCCAGCAGAGAGGUGAGCCACUCCAGCCUGUCUCCUGUCACCAUGGCGCAUGUUGAGACAUCCUCUAGCAGGCCGUACCACCUGGUUAUCUUCGGAGCCUCUGGCUUCACGGGGCAGUUUGUGGUGGAGGAAGUGGCACGGACUGUGUCCGAGGGUCCGAAGGGGAACCUGAAGUGGGCCGUGGCGGGCAGAAGCAAGCAGAAGCUGGAAAAAGUUGUGGAGCAGGCCGCCGGAGUCCUCAGUAAACCUGAGCUGAGGAAAGAGGUGGACAUCAUCGUGGCAGAUGUAGGGGAGCCAGACUCCCUGGCAGCCAUGUGCAAACAGGCUGUGAUUGUUCUCAACUGUGUGGGGCCUUACAGAUUUUAUGGCGAGCCAGUGGUCAAAGCCUGUGUGGAGAAUGGAGCCCACCAUAUUGACAUCUGUGGAGAGCCUCAGUUUCUGGAGGGCAUGCAGUUGAACUACAGCAGCCAGGCAGCUGAUAAAGGUGUGUACAUCAUUGGGAGCUGUGGAUUUGACUCCAUACCUGCAGACAUGGGAGUCCUCUACACCAGGGACCAGUUCAAGGGUACACUGACCGCAGUGGAGAGCUUCCUGACUGUCAGCUCAGGACCUGAUGGCGGAUGUAUCCAUGAUGGUACGUGGCAGUCCGCCAUCUACGGUUUUUCUGACGGCCAUAAGCUCCAGAGUCUUCGGAGGAAGUUUAAUCACAAACCUCUCCCUACUUUUGGCUCUAAGCUUAAACGCAGGGGAACACUGUUCUUCAGUAAUGAGAUCCAACAGUAUACGGUGCCGUUCAUGGGCUCUGAUCCCUCUGUUGUGAAGAGAACUCAGCGGUUUGUGGCGGAGGAACAUCAGGCCACACCAGUUCAAUAUGGAGCAUAUGCAGGAAUAGGAGGCAUUGGCAACAUUAUCAAGCUGAUGUUUGCUGGCAUGAUGUUCUGGUUCUUAGUGAAGUUCAGUUUUGGACGCAAUCUGCUCAUCAAGCACCCAGAGUUUUUCUCCUUUGGACUCUUCUCUAAAGCUGGACCAACUAGAAAGCAGAUGGAAGCUUCAUCCUUCCAGUUUGCCUUCUAUGGAGAGGGAUAUCCUGAUGGUGAGGACCCCUCACACGGAAAACCUACCAGCAAGAUCCGCACGCUGGUUCAGGGGCCAGAGUGUGGAUACGUGGCCACGCCCAUUGCCAUGGUACAGGCUGCUCUAACAAUCCUCAAUGAAUCCACAGCCUUGCCCAAGAAGGGAGGAGUGUACACUCCAGGAGCUGCAUUUGCAAAAACCACCCUGGUCGACCGCCUGAACAAACACGGCAUCCAGUUCUCAGUCAUCUAAAGUCUGUCCCCACCCUGAUGCCGUACUCCAGGUUUUUCUGAGCACUUACUAAUAUGCAUAACAACAACUGGGAAGUUUCCAGCUUUAGAAGAGAGCUAUUUAAUCACAAGAGCUUUGACUAGAGAUGGAGUACACCUACAGAUGAAAAUCAAACACCAUUUUUGGUACUUUCAGCAUUUAUCCUUCAUUUGGUCAGAAACUUGCCAGUCUCCUUUUGGCAUGAAUGUACUAAUAACCCUCUGCUUGUAAGACAAAUAGCACAACUGUGGCAGUGUUUCCUAGCCAAGGACAGAAGAAGAACCGGUGUGUGUAAAUGGGUUUAACAUGGCUCUCCAAUGACAUCAUUAUUGCUAAUGUAAGAAUUUUCUAAUAUCUAAAAUUCUUUAAUGAUGCUGUAUUCACAAAAACUGGAUAAAAAGACAGUUAGUUUCUACACCUUCAUGUUGGAAUCUACCUGGGAUACUUUAACAGGUUGAUCACAAGUUAAAAAUCUCAUGUUCUCUUUCAUGACCAAUGUUGUUAAACAGCCACAGUAUAGCAAGCUGAUAGCUUCAUAAUAUCAACCAUAAUGAUUCCAGAUAAUCUUUACUGUGGCAGGAUAGAGGAUUGGUAAAGUAGCUUGAAAUCAGUGCUACAGAUGUAGUGAACUGUAAUAAAAUAUGUCCUAGGAAAAAACAACUGGCAACUGUAACAGUGGAAGAAAAGCAAACUACAAUCUUCAUGUGUUGUCCUUGUAACAUACAGUCGCUUUAUGUGCACAAGGACAUUAAUCCCUAAGUUACACUAACAUGGUAGUUGUACAUGUGUUGUUCAGUGGAGUGAAGCUGUCAAUAGAGAAUUAGAAAUCUGCUGUAUGUGCACGUACAUGCUUGUCUUUCCUGGCCUGGCCUGUUAGUUAAAAAUCCUGAUUGCUUGGUUUUUGACAGAUAGUAGUUGGACUAUCACUAAAUCAUCCUAUUUUCUUUGUUGUCUGUAUUUUGUAGUUGAAUGUUGCAACGGCUCACCUAUCCAAAUGGUUGCUUUUGAGCCUUGUCAGAAAAUGCAUCCAGUUGUUUGUGCACAAAACAGCAUGAGUAACUCCAUGAAACUGAACAGAUCCUCUCUGCUGGUUAGUUAACAAGUGUGUUAAGUUGGGUUUUUUUUUAAUGUUUUUUGCGCUCAUAUGGACUGGAAUAAGUUCACUCAAAGUGAUAAGGUUGAUCUCAGUCCAGACUCUUUUUUCACAUUUGAGCUUUAUGUGCACGCAACAGGCUAAGUUUUGGGUUUUGUUUUGGUGUGUUUUGCUUUGUAUGAACCUUAUAAAUAAAGCCAACUCUGCUAAUACAAAA
Molecule: messenger RNA, 2693 nt
Organism: Seriola dumerili (greater amberjack)
Lineage: Eukaryota; Metazoa; Chordata; Actinopteri; Carangiformes; Carangidae
Gene: sccpdh
Product: saccharopine dehydrogenase (putative)
Exons: 12
Coding region: 82-1365 (427 amino acids)
Biological process (GO): glycolipid biosynthetic process
Cellular component (GO): plasma membrane; mitochondrion; lipid droplet
Source: RefSeq, a predicted model, not a curated record